This is a messenger RNA of Orbicella faveolata, 2693 nucleotides long. RefSeq names its product double-strand break repair protein MRE11-like. Gene Ontology annotation, biological process: telomere maintenance; meiotic DNA double-strand break formation; mitotic G2 DNA damage checkpoint signaling. Gene Ontology annotation, molecular function: 3'-5'-DNA exonuclease activity; manganese ion binding; single-stranded DNA endonuclease activity. The record is from RefSeq and is a predicted model, not a curated record. Lineage: Eukaryota; Metazoa; Cnidaria; Anthozoa; Scleractinia; Merulinidae. Gene Ontology annotation, cellular component: site of double-strand break; nucleus; Mre11 complex.
GUAAUGGCGACGCCUUCCGAAGUCUUGACGUGUUUUGAGCAAUAGAAAGGAUAUCAUGAGAUGAAGCGAACUAUAAGAGAUUUAUUUGCGUAAAUGUUCAUAAAUCCUUUCUUGACCUUCAGAAAGCUUAUUGGCUUGUCAAAAGUAAUUUAACGCUGCUAAACAACUCAAAACAAGAAAAAAACGAGGACAAACCGAAGACGACACCAAUCCUGACUCAGCGGACUUCCACAAAAUAGCGGGAAUUCAACAUGGCGGUCGACAGGCAAGGAGAGAACGAAGCUGCAAACACGAUUUCCAUUCUUGUUGCAUCAGACUGCCAUCUUGGGUAUAUGGAAAAAGAUCAGGUUCGAGGGAAUGAUUCACUGGUAACAUUCGAGGAAAUACUACAAAUAGCUAAAGAGAGGAACGUGGAUUUUAUUUUACUUGGAGGAGACCUUUUCCAUGAAAACAAACCAUCUCGAAAAACUAUGCAUGGUACCAUGUCAUUGUUCAGAAAAUACUGUCUGGGUGACAAGCCUUGCCAGCUGGAAUUUCUCAGUGAUCAGUCUGUGAACUUUUCCAAUUCCAGGUUUCCUGUGGUAAAUUAUGAGGAUCCCAAUUACAACAUAUCAAUCCCAGUGUUCUCUAUUCAUGGCAAUCAUGAUGAUCCUGCUGGGGAUGGGAACCUUUGUGCUCUAGACCUGCUUAGUGUGUGUGGGUUUGUCAAUUACUUUGGUAGAGCUCCAUCAAUUGAUGACAUCACUGUGUCACCCAUCUUGAUUCAGAAGGGUGGAACUAAGUUAGCACUGUAUGGUUUAGGAUCCAUCAGAGAUGAACGUCUUCAUAGAACCUUUCUGAAUCAAAAUGUCAAGAUGCUGAGGCCCAAGGAAGAUCCUGAAUCUUGGUUUAAUGUCUUUGUUCUACAUCAGAACAGGUCAAAGCAUGGUUUAACAAACUACAUUCCAGAAAAGUUCCUGGAUGAUUUUCUUGAUCUUAUAAUAUGGGGACAUGAACAUGAGUGUAUUAUAGACCCCAAGAAUGCUGAGGACCCAAACCUGCCAUUUUACAUCAGCCAGCCAGGCUCAAGUGUUGCCACUUCCCUCUCUGAAGGAGAAUCGAAACCUAAACAUGUAGGAAUUCUUGAAAUAAAAGAGAACAAACUCUUCAAAAUUACCAAGGUUAAACUUAAUACUGUGCGCCCUUUUUAUAUGGAAGAUGUGGUUCUAAAGGACACCGACAUUGACCCUACUCAGGAGGAUGUCAUGAUGGCCUUCCUGGUAGAUAAGGUGGAGCAGUUGAUUGAAAAGGCUGAACGUGAGCACACUGGUAAUCCUCGACAACCUGACAAGCCCCUCAUUAGGAUACGGGUGGAUUACAGUGAUGGAUUCACAGCAUUUAACAUCCGAAGAUUUGGACAACAGUUUGUUGACAGAGUGGCCAAUCCAAAAGAUAUUUUACUUUUUUACAGGGGAAGGAAACAAGGCAGAAAAGAUAAAAAGACUCAAGAAGACAUUCAAGUCCCUCACCUUCGUCCUGAGGUACUGGACACGAUAAGAAUGGAAGAUUUGAUCAAAGAACAUCUGAUGUCAAAGGAAAAUGCUUUGGAGUUACGCAUUUUAACAGAGGGGAGAAUGGCUCAGGCCCUGCGUGAAUUUGUUGAGAAAGAUGAAAAAGAAGCUAUAUCUACAUUGGUUAAGUGGCAGUUAAAUCAAGCACAGGAACACUUGAAGAAACGUCGAAAUAUUCAUGAGGGCAAUAUUGAGGUUGAAGUACUAAAACAUACAGAAGAAGUACGACAGAACGAAGAAGAAAAUGAAGACAAUGAUGCGGAAGAUAUAAAAAAGGUCCUGGAGGAGUCACGUGCCAACCAACCAAAUAACAAAAAUAAAGAUGUUGAUAUGAGUGGGAGUGACGAUGAGGAUGGAACAGCUGGGCCAAGCACUAGCAAAGGGAAACAAGGCAAGGGUGAUGCUGCUAACAUGUCCACAAGAGGUACAGGGGGAGGAAGAGGAAGAGGCAGAGGGAGAGGAAGAGGUGGGCGUGGCCAAGGAAGGGGGGCAGUACAAGCAGCUGCCAACACUUCAAGGACUAUCAUGGAUUCAUUCAGCUCAGCAUCCAAGAAAAGACGUCAACCAAGCAAGGAACAGGAAAUAAUUUCUGAUGACGAUGACGAUGAUGAAUUCAACAUUCCUUUGUCAUCUUCAGUAAAACAAAAGACAAAAACUACACAGCCAACAUCCCUAAGGGUGACGGGAGCCAGAAGCAAAAGAUCUGUUGUAAACACUCAGAAUGAUCAGAAUGAAAGCGAUUACUCAGAUGACCCAGAUGAUCCUUUCUCCAUGCAGCCAAGCAGUAAAAGAAGUAGAAGAUAACAACAGAUGAGUUCCAUUUUUUGAUUAGAGGUCGUCAAGUUGCAUUGCCUAUUUUUACAAAUGAACAAAUGUGACUGAGGAUCCAAAUUAUCACUACAACGUCAACUUUUGUAGCAUUGGAGAGGAAAGACUUUUAAUAUUAGCAACAUAUCAUUGGUUUUAGUAGAAAAUGGAAUGUAGUUAGUAAAUUAAAAUUGUUAGAGUCCUUGGAGAAUGCAUUACUAGCCCAAUAAUGAUAUUCAGGACUGUCCUUGAGUUUUAGUUCACCUGUAGCCUUGAUCUUCACACCCAUAGCAAACUUGCUACUUUAUGGGUGAAUUGUAUCAACUGCAGGCCAGU